Messenger RNA from Coturnix japonica (Japanese quail), 8910 nucleotides. The record is from RefSeq and is a predicted model, not a curated record. NCBI's taxonomy places the organism in Eukaryota, Metazoa, Chordata, Aves, Galliformes, Phasianidae.
AAGAAAAAAAAAAUUUCACUGAAGAAAGAGAUGUUUUGAUCAGCACAAUUUGCUUGGCUGGCAGUUCUGCAGCACCCUCAGACAGCUCUGACUUCUGCAGGCCAGCAGGCACAGGGUGUACUAACUACUACAUUAUUCACUUUCAUUAUAAGAAUGCCAACUUUUGAGCUCUGAUUGUGGAUAAAGGUAAUAAAAGUGAGUUCUGUGUCUCGAGAAUAUCUGUAUUACAGAUUAUUGCAGUGAGGUAGGUUGAAAGGAAGGACAGUACAACUUAUUGCAGUUAAUACUGGAAUGGACUGAGGUCUUUCUGAAUCUACAUUACUCUUAUAGAGGAAAGACUGCAUAUGAGGAAGAUAUAAAAAUGUUAUUUGCUCCAAGGCUCACCCUGUUCUUAUGGUGUCUCUUAAGCAUUCCUUGUGAAACAAGGGGGAAAUGACAGGCACAGUGCAAACUGUUGUUGCAGAGGUGGAUUUUGUCCCCAAAUAAAAUGUAUGUGUGGAGGUGGGCUUUCAAAACAGAAAGAUGCAAAUGCUGCCAUGGCAAUAAUUUCUGCAGGGAAAUAGAACCACUUUCUUACCCAUAUCACUCGCAAGUAUCUUUUUCUGUAUGUGGAUGAAGUUUGCUUGAUUGAGAGAGUGACUGUGUACCUUACCUGCCAGCUAUGAAUGUUCAAUGUAUCCUUGGUUUACUACCAUCCUACAAAAAACAUUAGUAGAUCUUGAACAUUGGUCUGGAUUCCUAGAAGUUUUCUCACAACUGAAUACCUCCUGCUCUUGUAAAAAAGAGUUUUCCUUCUCUUCCUGAGGAAAAGAGGCCGUAUCAGUCUGCUUUAUAGGCUUCUUAUUUCAGCUUCAAUAGUACUUAGUGCUAUUUUCAAUAGUAGCAACUAUUUAUCAUUGAAACUCUGUUCUAGCUGCUAAAGUCUACUGUGGCAUUUCACUGAUAUAUCACCUUCAGCUGACCUUUUGUGCAAGAGCGUGGUUCAUCCAAACCCAGCAGAAAGAUGAAAUACUUCCUCAGCUGUGGAAGAAGAUGGCUGUAAAAGAAAGAGUAAUGAAAGAUACAGGGACAGGCAGAGAUCAGUAGAAACAAAUUUAUACUUCUAUAUGUGUAUAUGUAUGUAGGAGUAUACCAAUGUUGUGUAUGUGCUGAUGACAGUAUUUCUUCCCCGGAUGGUCAUUGGGAUCUAUCUACAGCUCCAGCACUCUUAAAAUGAUGUCUUGUUGAUGCUGCAUGCUUCAUUAGUAUCAGUUAAUGCUGACUGGAAAGGAAAGGAAAUGAACGAACUUUAUUCUAUUAGAUGGGUAUAUCAUAUUAAAUAUAAGAUUUGAUGUGAGAUGAUUUAAUUUGUCUAUUCCAAAGCAGAUGUAGUAGUUAGCUAUGAGAACUGGAACUCACUUUCAGCAUUGAAGAGGGGGAUUAGAAAGUGGCUCUCCAGAAUAGAAAACAUUUUCAGUUGCAGAAACAAUUGUUCUCCUGGAUCUCAGGCCCACGCACUUUGCAGCUGCAGCAUCUCUCCUGGACCAUGAUGUACCAUGUCAGACGGUCUUUGCUAACUUGCAGCAGAGUGUAAGUGACUGCUCCCCACAUGAACAUAGCAAAUGUCUCUCCUGACAAAUUGCAUUGUCAGGAAUGCUGGAAAGAAAGAAAUCUGUGACAUUUUCCUUGUGUUCUGAAGGAACAAAUGAUGAUUAAGGAAGGUCUGUGUCUUUCAUCACUGGCUCACUGAGGGGGACUGUAAGUACAUGACUUUACACUUCAUUUUAUUUCUUGACUGAACUUUGUAAAUGUAUUGGCUGUAAAUCUGCCCAGAGCUUUGCACCACUACGGCAGUAAUUAUUAUUAUGAUGAUUGUUGAAAUAUGCUGUUAAGUCUCACAGAGAUGAUGCAGCUGGCUGUGUAUUUGCCUGAAUGUUUCAUGCUUUAGGCAAGUAUACAGUCCCCACUGUCACAAGUUUAGAGGUUCCAGUCAUACAGUCAAUGCAAUACAAUUGGCCUCCCUCAAAAACAAGAGCAGACAAAUAUAACCUCCCAGUGGUAGGUGGGAACCCUCAUUCUGUUAUGGUGUGCCCUGAAGAAAAUAUAACAUCUCAUAAACUGUAGAUGAAGUCUAAAUGCAGAAUGCCGCUUUGGUUUACUUCAGCAUACAAGGAUUAGGAAGGAAAUAUUUCAGUAAUUUAGUUGUAAAAUGGUGCUUGAGGCUUUGGUAGUGAUAAAGGAAGACUGGUGAUUUAUCUUCAGUUGUGUGUGUUAAGGGGACCUUUAUGCUGUACUUCCUUCCAUGGGCAUUCUUGUACAUGUAUCCUAGCUCAGAACUACCACCUGCAUAUCUCGGGCUGUUCGAGCCUGCUUACACCUGGAAUUCUUUCUUUGCAUGUGCAUUUCAAGGUUUUAUUCUAGGUCUGUCACUUCUGAAGUAUCCUGAGAGUGAACAGGCAGUUGAGCUAUGAAUAAGGAACUCAGUGCUAGCAGGGUUUCCUAACUUGCUUUUCAAUACGAUUGCAGCUGUGCUAAGCUUCUUCCAGAUACUCCAAAGGGCAGUUGCUGCAACUGAAGUCUGUUGUUUCAAGGGGACAUCAUAUCCACUUUGACAUACAGCUGUUGUAUUUCAUUUGGCCAGAUGAAACAACCUCCUUUAGAUUCAGAAUAUAGCCAAUCAUAAUACACUUUUUUUAAACAUGAAAAAUUCCACUAUAUAUAUACAAGCUCUACACUUGGGAACCUAGAGAGGAAAAAAUUAUUAUCAAUGUGCAAAACUGUGUAAUCAGUUAUAAUCAUUCUCUUUCCCAGAUGUGAAGAGUGUGUCUUUUUUCACCUCAUACUGUCAUAUCUAAAUGCUGGCUAAGUGUUUUGCUUUCCAGUGUGGAUGAUUCUCUUGGCAGCAGAGGGAUGUUCUGUAGUCUUUACUACAAAACUCUCCUCCUUUAAACUGUGGGUGUCAUCACCUCUGCAGGUCUCUACCUGGUCCUGUCCAUGGACAGCACAGCCAUUAGCAGUGGAAGUGUCACUGAAGCAUGUGGCCUGGUAGUCACAGAUUAUUCUGUGGAAGAACAUAAAAGACACAGGCAAUUCAUCUACUGACUAGAAGGAAGAGAUGGAAAGUGAAGUGAAACUUUCUGAACAUGGCAGAAUUCACCCAUGAGCCAGGAAGGACUGUACUGGGGUAAUAACAAAAGGUUAUUUCAGCCGCAACAACAAGCCGUGAGCGUGUUUGUCAGCUGACAGAUCUGUUAUCCAAAUUGGGUUUUCUGUUGCUGUCGCCAUCUUGUGUGCUAUGGGGAGCCCACCAGCCAAGAUGAAGAUUUGUCCCAUCUACAUGCUUUCUGUAAGAAUCAUACAAGCCAGGAACAUCAAGUCAAGAGACCUAUGGACAGUUCCACUUUCCUGCCAAAACCUUGCGGGGCGUUGUUAUUCACUGCUUGAUACCAGUCUGAAGUAUUUAGGCUUCUUGGGCUGCAGUAGACGUCAUCAGUCAAGUCCAGACUCCAGCUCUGAAAGACAUCAACUUGGAGAUUUCUUUUCACACCGUUGUCAAGCUCCUCAAAUGACUGCAUCAGACUGCUAUGUGCGCUUGUGGCUGCCAUCUGCUUCAAAUGAAAAGCUUCAGACCAAAACUAUCAAGAAUUCUGACAACCCUGUCUGGAAUGAGACUUUCUACUUUAGGAUCCAGAGAGAAGUUGAGAACAUUUUAGAAUUGGCGGUGUGUGAUGAAGAUCCACUCACCAAAGAUGACAUGCAGUUCACAGUUCUUUUUAAUAUUGCUAGAGUCAGACCUGGAGAGAGAGUCCGUGAGAAGUUUGCUUUGAAAUCGGAGAAAGAGAGGUGCAUUAAGAAAUGGGAAAGUUUGGAAGUGGAAUUCUGGAUGGAAAAAAUUCCUGGCCCUCCAGAGUAUGUCAUUACCAAUGAUGUCCUAGUGUCCCGUGAAGUUUGGUGCUUGGAAGUACAAGUGGACCAUAGUGAAAGCAGGAAAUAUUUGCGAGAGGGGAAAAAUCUUGUGCUUACUGUGCCUGCAUCUCAUGAGGGAACACAGAAAGCUACGGAAGACACAAACACCUUCUACUUCCAUUGUUUGAAGGCUUGGGAGCCAGUUUUAAAAGCCAGGCUACAGAUAAUCUCUGAUAAGGAAGAUGACACAAACAAUUUAAGUGACACCUUAACAGUACCACUGAAAUUUCUCCCUGUUGGGCACACAGUGAAAGUAACCCUCCCUGUAAGACAUAAUGUGCCACUGCAGUUGUACCUCCAACUAAAUGAUUGCACAGAAAGACUUGAUGUGCGUUUAGGAUAUGAUCUAUGCCCAGAAGAGCAGGAAUUCUUGCAAAAAAGGAAGAGAGUGGUUGCCAGUGCCCUGAAAAGGGUUUUUCAUCUGGAAAGAGAUCUACAUGGACAUGAGGUCCCAGUAAUAGCUGUUAUGGCAACAGGUGGAGGCCUCAGAGCAAUGUCAGCUAUGUUUGGCCAUCUCUUAGCUCUUCAGAAGCUAAAUCUGCUGGACUGCGUUACCUAUCUCACUGGGGCUUCUGGCUCAACAUGGACCCUAGCAGACCUGUAUGAACAUGCAGAUUGGUCACAGAAGAGUCUGGAGGGGCCACUCAGAGCAGUAAAAGCGCAGGUGACAAAAUGCAAGCUCAACCUUAUGUCUAUGGAUCAUUUGAAGUAUUAUCACAAGGAACUUGCUGAAAGGGCAAAAGCAGGACACGUCUCAUCUUUUACAACACUGUGGUCGCUUGUUCAGGAAAUGUUCUUACAUGGACGGCCAAGAAAGUACAAACUCACAGACCAGCGCAGGGCAUUGGAGCAUGGGCAAAACCCACUGCCUUUCUAUGCAGUCCUCAAUGUCAAAGAGGAAAAGUUCAGUACUUUCAAAUUCAGGGAGUGGACGGAAUUUUCUCCUUAUGAAGUGGCCAUUCCAAAGUACGGAGCCUCCAUUCCUUCAGAAUAUUUUGACAGUGAGUUCUUCAUGGGAAGACGAGUGAAGAAGCUGCCAGAAUCUCGGAUCUGCUAUCUGGAAGGUCUUUGGACAAACAUCUUUACUAGGAAUUUACUGGAUGGCUUGUACUGGUCCUCAAAUUCAAAUGAAUUCUGGGAGAGAUGGGCCAAAGAUAUGGUAGAUAUAGAAAAACAUUCUCCUGAAGAGGAUAUCACUGUCAUUGAGCCUCCAUCUUGUUUGUCAGGGAAGCUGUAUGAAAUGUUUCAGGACAUUAUAACGAAGCGUCCGCUGCUGGGAAAGUCUCACAACUUCCUGAGAGGCUUAGAAUUUCAUAAGGAUUAUGUCCAUCAGAGAAAAUUUAUUGAAUGGAAAGACACCGUGCUGGACUCGUUCCCUAACAGUCUGACACCACUGCAGAAAUAUCUUUGCCUGAUAGAUGUUGGCUAUUUCAUUAACACCAGUGGUGCAGCACUUUUCAAGCCAGAGAGGAACGUAGAUGUCAUUAUCUCACUUGAUUAUGGUUUGGGGAAUGCGUUCAAGCAAUUAGAGAUGACAUACAAAUAUUGCAAGAUACAAAAAAUCCCAUUCCCCAAAGUGGAGAUAAGUGAAGAAGAGGCAAAGAACCCAAAGGAAUGUUAUGUGUUUGAAGAUGCAGAGGACCCGAGAGCACCGAUAGUAAUUCAUUUCCCCCUUGUCAAUGACACAUUUAAGGAAUUCAAGGCACCCGGGGUAAAGCGCAGUCCCUCAGAGAUGGAAGAAGGCCAAGUAAACCUGGAAAACAACUGUUCCCCCUAUUAUCUCAUUAGGCUAAUCUACUCUCCUGAAAAUUUUGACAAACUUGUGAACCUGAGCAAGUACAACAUCCUCAACAACAGGGACCUGCUCUUUCGGGCACUUCAGAAUGCCAUAGAACGGAAAAUAAGUUACACGACUUGGAAUCUCCCCAGCCACUCUGGAGCUGGAUAUGCCUAGGCUGGGUUUUCACUCUUUUCCACACUGAAGGCUACAACAGUCACUUUGCAACGAACUCAUAACAAUCACAGUCACAUUACAAUGCAUCAAUGCAAAUGUACAUUAUUUGCAGGAGACUGAGGAAACCUGUACAUUUCUCAUCUUGACUUGUUCAAGUUCCUGGCUUUCAAAAGGAUUUAUUUAACCUUCCUCCCCCAAGUUUUCAGACCACAGGAGCCUCACAGUGUAGUUUUACUUGAUAAGAAAUGGGAGUCCUGGUUAGCAGAGACCUUUCAAGAAUUUCCAAGUGUUGUAAAAAAAUGGUGGUGGUUAUAGCAAUAGUUCUUCACGUGUGCCUGUUCCCUCAAUCCUGAGCCCAUUAUUAGUGCUUUUUGAAUGAUACAAUUACAAACCAAGUCCUGGCCAUUUGCAUUCAGUAAUGUCCAGAUUUUCAGCUAGGCUGAGCAGAAAGAAUUUGCACUGAAUUGGUGGGCUCAGCUCUGAAGUCAGGUCAAAGAGUCAUAUAUACCUGUGAAUUACAGCCAAUCUGCAAUGUGAACUGUUACAUUCUAUUUGGCUAAUUCCCUUUGCUGAUGUAGAAAUUAUUCUUUUAUUCCAUUCCCCUGCAAAUGUUUGGCACAGAAAUGCUGCUCCAGACUGCCACGAAAUGGGAAGUUACAUUUCAAGAAGAGAAGACAUGAGAGUAUGGUUUGAGUUUUGGCUGGAGGAAAAUUGCUGCUUAAGGCAUGAGUGAUUAUUUUCAUUUAUAUGGGCAGUGCCUUUAUGAAUUAAAAUGUCAAGAGCUUUUGAGAUAAAAAACUCAGGGUGAGUAGUUACCAUAGACACCAGUAACUACAUUUAAUUCAAGAACAAUGACCAAGACCUAAGCUUGUGCUUCUUAUGAGUGCAAGCUGAGUGCAGGAUAAAAUAAUUAAUGUAACAGAGUGCAUAGUUACUGUAUUUUCACAAACAGAAUAUUUUUCCCCUUUACAGUCUUUACACCUAACAUCACAGGCAAGGUAUUUUUAAUAGGUGCUACACUAAAAUGGAACACAAAUAAAAAAAAAAAGGAAAUUCUUUUUCACACCUCUUUGCUGGAGGAAAAUACUUGGAAAAGAAUGAUGCCUGGUUCUCAUUUGCUUGGGAUUAUGGUGAGAGAUAUUGCCUUGACCUGGGAGCUUGGGAUAUCUUUAUGGCUCUCCUCAGCAUUGAAAAGAUGGUAGAGAAGGAUGCGGAGUACACAGAAUGUAAGUCAGAGAAGUUUCUGGGUUUCACAGCAGUGAAGGAGUUGGGCCUGCUUUCAGCAUAUUUAUUCCAAACAUAGGACAUUUACAGAGGCCCAGGAAACUCUUGCACAUUUCUUCUGUGCUGGAAAUGUAUUUGAUAUCCAGAAUGAGUUAUACUUGAAAUCAAAAUUAAAGAAAGAGAAACAGGUCUGCCUACUUAGUAUAUGCUUGCAGUAUCCGAGCUCAGAGAGACAGCACCCCUAAAAAGUUUCAUUGCCUGAACCCUGCUUCUACUAAAAGCUGUCUUCUGCUGCAAGUAAAGGCAGUCAGUAAGCCUCUGCACUAUUCCUUGUAUGGUGCUUGCUUAUUGAGCUAAGGAGCACCAGGAGAAGAAAGAAUUAAUCAGAUGCUGCUGCAAGAAAGACAGAGAGCUGUUUUGAUUUGACUUGAAAAGUAAGAUGGCAGCAGAGGGGUAUCUCAGAAGAGAAAGUCUUACCAGCAAGAUCUGUGACCUUCAUGUAGGAGUGCAUGUCCUGGUGCAGUGAGCAGAGGCAGCUGUUCGCUGUUUUAUCUCAUCUACCUAAAUUUUACAUGCUGCUAAAAAAAGCCAACAUUUUGUUCAUGGGCUACAAUGAGUGGUCUCUGACACCUGGGCAUCUUGACAGCAUGUAGCCAGCAGUGACACAUUCUGAAUGCACUGAGAAAAUCGAGGCUCUGUGUGUUCCUCCUAGCAAUAACUGGGGCGUAGUUUGUGCCUGCACAGUCCUGCUAACGCAGACAGAGAUGCCCUAUGACACAUGAAAGAAAUAAUGGGGAAAAAAAAACAACAAACCCAGGGUACCUAGAUAACCCAUGGGGGUCAGUGGGUAAUAGUUUUUCUGGGAGACUGUUAAACUCUACAGGAAGAUGAAGGAGGUCAAGGUGGGGAGGGAGGUGGGAAGAUGAGGUGAUGGUCCUUUAGCCAGAGAACUCUCACCCAUGAUCCUGCACUUCACACUGGGCCAGAGCUGCUGGUUAAUCUCACAGCCAACACUCUGUGCUAUGUGCCUCAGUGUCUUCUUGGGGUCCCAUGUAGUUACCCUUGUAGCCUUAAAAGACAGUACCUAAGUUUUAAAUGCUUUUUGUUGCAUUUCAAAGCCUGUAAUUAUGUGAGGGCUGCAUCACUGCCUAUGAGAGGGUGGGGUUGCUUUCUUUUUUUUGUUAGUUUUGUGAAGCUGAGGGCGCAUGUUGUUGGUCUGUUGGUGUGGCAGAAGGCCAUGGAGGGUGUCUGUGAGCAUAAAGUAUGACAGGACAGGGACCUGGUGGGCUCGCCCACAGAUUGCUGAGUGGUGGCUGGCACAUGUUGUCCCCUCAUUACAGCUGUAUUGUGUUUUUAGGACUAAGAGAUGUGCAGCUGGUUAGUGUCCUAUGCUCACGCCUGCUCCUUGGUUCUGCUCUUCUUUGUGGUGAACACAAGUCUAAAGGAGAAGACCACUGAAAUGUUGUGUGCUUGUUCCUCACCCGCAGGCACAUGGCUUGCUUAUAGACAGGUCCGUGCGUGCCAUUGUGGAGUUGUUAGUUCUGUUUGUUUAACUGUUGAAGAUGAAUUCAUGCCUGCAACAUGCCCAUCUGAAAUGCACCCCAGGUCACAGCUCUCAGAUGAACAUUCAGCUGGAAAACCCCCAGAAAAACAGAGCUAGCUAUCUGCUGUCGAACACAGAGGAAAAAACAUUUGUUCUUAAAACUCUUAGAUAUAUCUGUAUAGAAAUUUCUUAUAUCCUUUAACUGCUUAAUAAUACAACCAUUAAAACAUAAUGUUGCAAAAGA